CACUACUCGCGGGGUCAUGUGAUAGACACCAGCUGACCGAACAUUUUCCAAAGUUUGCAGAGUUUUUUAUUCACAUCGCUUCUCCGUAAAAAACCAAGAAAACCCCAGGAAAACAUGGCUCUGCAUUCGGCAAUCAAGGGAAAACUGAUCAGCGUGAUCGGCGACGAGGACACCUGCGUGGGCUUCCUGCUGGGCGGCGUGGGCGAGAUCAACAAGAACCGUCACCCCAACUUCAUGGUGGUGGACAAGAACACCGCCGUCAGCGAGCUGGAGGACUGUUUCAAGCGCUUCCUCAAGCGGGACGACAUCGACAUCAUCCUGAUCAACCAGAACUGCGCGGAGCUCAUCCGUCACGUGAUCGACGCACACACGUCUCCGGUGCCCGCUGUGCUGGAGAUUCCCUCCAAGGACCAUCCGUAUGACGCCAGCAAGGACUCGAUUCUGCGUCGUGCCCGCGGCAUGUUCAACCCAGAGGAUAUGGUGCGUUAAUCGCCAGGAGAGGAGUUGUUUUUGGAGAAGAGGGUGCCCCCGUACUGGUUCAUCGUAUUGCUGCAACCGUCAGAGUAUUGCUUUCCAUCGUAAUUCCCAGCUGUAAACCACUAUAUAUAUAGAUUCAGUGCUUUGCGUUUGUUCUAAUCGUGUAUUUAAAGACAUUUAUUAAAUGGUUUUUGUUGUAUAAAUAGAUUAAAA
Molecule: messenger RNA, 690 nt
Organism: Drosophila kikkawai
Lineage: Eukaryota; Metazoa; Arthropoda; Insecta; Diptera; Drosophilidae
Gene: Vha14-1
Product: V-type proton ATPase subunit Vha14-1
Biological process (GO): proton transmembrane transport
Cellular component (GO): membrane; proton-transporting V-type ATPase, V1 domain
Molecular function (GO): proton-transporting ATPase activity, rotational mechanism
Source: RefSeq, a predicted model, not a curated record